GUCAUCACGCAGGGCCGAGUCGGCGCGGCCACAUCCUUUAAAUAUGGUCUUUCUUGGGCGCGCGCGACAAUGUGAGGAGUGGGGUGGAGCGUGUGUGGUGUGUGGCUGCGGCCUGGGCAAGAGCCGCCGCGGACCAUGAGGUGGGCGGAAAGGCUGUGUUGCAGCCGAGACGCGGACGGGAGGGCGCUGCCGGGCCAGCGGGCGUGCUCAUGCAGGGGCGGGAGGAGGGAACAUGGCGGCCGGGCCAGGACCCCUUGCUCCUGGCUGUGCGCGGCUCCUACCCCUGGUUUGCUUGCCCUUGUACCUGCUUUUCUGGAACCUUGUUUCCCCUCUCUUUGCGUCCCCUUUCCCUCAGCCGUUUCUUUUGCCUUCCUCGAGUAUUCCCCCCCAGCUCCACACUGGGUCGAAGUGUGAGAGGUAGAUUAAGUGGGAGCCGGUCGGGCCCGUUCGGUGCCGAGAGACCGACUCCUAAAUUUGAUUAGGUUCUCGCAUGUCACUUUAUCAGUCUGCCUGGGGUCACAGGAGAAGUACUGAACAUGAGAGAUCAAGCCUGAUUUGUAGUCCUGAUGAUGUCUCUGAGUAAGUUCUGGAGGGAUCCUGCCUCUUGGAGCCUUCGCAGCCAGGCAGCUGUGAACUGUGAGCUAGAGUGAAGCAGAAAUCUAGGAAGAUGAGCUCCAAGAUGGUCAUAAGUGAACCAGGACUGGAUUGGGAUAUUUCCCCCAAAAAUGGCCUUAAGACGUUUUUCUCUCGAGAAAAUUAUAAAGAUCAUUCCAUGGCUCCAAGUUUAAAAGAACUACGUGUUUUAUCCAACAGACGUAUAGGAGAAAAUUUGAAUGCCUCAGCAAGUUCUGUAGAAAAUGAGCCGGCAGUUAGUUCAGCAACUCAAGCAAAGGAAAAAGUUAAAACCACAAUUGGAAUGGUUCUUCUUCCAAAACCAAGAGUUCCUUAUCCUCGUUUCUCUCGUUUCUCACAGAGAGAGCAGAGGAGUUAUGUGGACUUGUUGGUUAAAUACGCAAAGAUUCCUGCAAAUUCCAAAGCUGUUGGAAUAAAUAAAAAUGACUACUUGCAGUACUUGGAUAUGAAAAAACACGUGAACGAAGAAGUUACUGAGUUCCUAAAGUUUUUGCAGAAUUCUGCAAAGAAAUGUGCGCAGGAUUAUAAUAUGCUUUCUGAUGAUGCCCGUCUCUUCACAGAGAAAAUUUUAAGAGCUUGCAUUGAACAAGUGAAAAAGUAUUCAGAAUUCUAUACUCUCCACGAGGUCACCAGCUUAAUGGGAUUCUUCCCAUUCAGAGUAGAGAUGGGAUUAAAGUUAGAAAAAACUCUUCUUGCAUUGGGCAGUGUAAAAUAUGUGAAAACAGUAUUUCCCUCAAUGCCUAUAAAGUUGCAGCUCUCAAAGGACGAUAUAACUACCAUCGAAACGUCAGAACAAACAGCUGAAGCUAUGCAUUAUGAUAUUAGUAAAGAUCCAAAUGCAGAGAAGCUUGUUUCCAGAUAUCACCCUCAGAUAGCUCUAACUAGUCAGUCAUUAUUUACCUUAUUAAAUAAUCAUGGACCAACGUACAAGGAACAGUGGGAAAUUCCAGUGUGUAUUCAAGUAAUACCUGUUGCAGGUUCAAAACCGGUUAAAGUAAUAUAUAUUAAUUCACCACUUCCCCAAAAGAAAAUGACUAUGAGAGAGAGAAAUCAAAUCUUUCAUGAAGUUCCAUUAAAAUUUAUGAUGUCCAAAAACACAUCUGUUCCAGUCUCUGCAGUCUUUAUGGACAAACCUGAAGAGUUUAUAUCUGAAAUGGACAUGUCCUGUGAAGUCAACGAGUGCCGAAAAAUUGAGAGUCUUGAAAACUUGUAUCUGGAUUUUGAUGAUGAUGUCACAGAACUUGAAACUUUUGGAGUAACCACCACCAAAGCAUCAAAAUCACCAAGUCCAGCAAGUACUUCCACAGUACCUAACAUGACAGAUGCUCCUACAGCCCCCAAAGCAGGAACUACAACUGUGGCACCAAGUGCACCAGACAUUUCUGCUAAUUCUAGAAGUUUAUCUCAGAUUCUGAUGGAACAAUUGCAAAAGGAGAAACAGCUGGUCACUGGUAUGGAUGGUGGCCCUGAGGAAUGCAUAACUAAAGAUGAUCAGGGAUUUGAAUCAUGUGAGAAGGUAUCAAAUUCUGACAAGCCUUUGAUACAAGAUAGUGACUUGAAAACAUCUGAUGCCUUACUGUUAGAAAAUUCUCAGGAAAUUGAAACUUCUAAUAAAAAUGAUAUGACUGUAGAUAUGGUACAUGCUGAUGGUGAAAAACCUAAUGUUCUGGAAAACCUAGACAACUCAAAGGAAAAGACUGUUGGAUCAGAAGCAGCAAAAACUGAAGAUACAGUUCUCUGCAGCAGUGAUACAGAUGAGGAGUGUUUAAUCAUUGAUACAGAGUGUAAAAAUAAUAGUGAUGGAAAGACAGCUGUUGUGGGUUCUAACUUAAGUUCUAGACCAGCUAGUCCAAAUUCUUCCUCAGGACAGGCUUCUGUAGGAAACCAGACUAAUACUGCUUGUAGUCCUGAAGAGUCAUGUGUUUUAAAAAAACCUAUCAAACGAGUAUAUAAAAAAUUUGAUCCAGUUGGAGAGAUUUUAAAAAUGCAGGAUGAGCUCUUAAAGCCAAUUUCCAGAAAAGUACCCGAAUUGCCCUUAAUGAAUUUAGAAAAUUCUAAACAGCCUUCUGUUUCUGAGCAAUUGUCUGGUCCUUCAGACUCCUCUAGUUGGCCGAAAUCUGGAUGGCCUUCUGCAUUUCAGAAGCCAAAAGGACGAUUGCCGUAUGAACUUCAGGACUAUGUUGAAGAUACAUCGGAAUACCUAGCUCCUCAGGAAGGAAAUUUUGUUUAUAAGUUAUUUAGCCUGCAAGACCUUUUGUUACUCGUACGCUGCAGUGUCCAGAGGAUAGAGACAAGACCACGUUCUAAAAAACGGAAGAAAAUCAGAAGACAAUUUCCAGUUUAUGUACUACCAAAAGUAGAGUAUCAAGCUUGUUAUGGAGUUGAAGCUCUGACUGAAAGUGAACUUUGUCGCUUAUGGACUGAAAGUUUAUUGCAUUCCAACAGCUCAUUUUAUGUUGGAAGCUAUUCAAGAAAAUCACUCGAAGUGCUUUUAAAAGUGGAGAUUGCUGGCCUCACCCUGGAGUGUCUGAUUCACUAGGUCUGUAUUGGGACCUAAGACUUUCUCAGGUGGUACUGAUGCUGCUAGUUUAGGGACCACACUUUGAGAAUCAAUUCUAUAGCUUAUAGUCUCUUUUUUCAGUAGAAUCAACACACUUGUGAUUUGUUUGUUUGCUCUGCUUUGCUAUAAACAUGUUCCCCGCUUUCCCUAGUUGCAGUACUCUUUUUAUCUUUUCCCCAUAAAAACUUUAAGAUUUACUCCUUUAAGACAGUUUCCCACAUAGUCUCAUUGCAACUUCUGUAUUCACCCUCCAACCCUAUAAUAUUUAUCAAUUCUAUAUAGUUGAUAUGUAGGCAGUCCUCACUUAGCACACAGUUUCAAUAAGCACAAGUUUUAGUUAUGACCGUGUAUUAACAGUGAGUAAUUGUAUAAGGUAUAAGCUUCACUGCUGGCUCUUCAGUCCACAGAUCACUACAUAAGUAACAGGCAAAUCAUGAUCAGUGACCAGUCAUGUCACUUCUUUCAAAGUCUGUUUAUAAUUGUUUAUUGUGUACCCAUUGAGUUCAUGCACAGAAAGCAGAGUGUGCAGUUGUGUUGACUCUUUUUCUCCCAGUGAUAAACCCAUGUGAUAUUUUACCAAAGUAGAUAAUCAAAAGAAUUGACCAAAAAAUAUUAAAGCAAAGCAAAGAAACAAAAGGUGAUACUGCCAGAAGUGAAAUUUGAAUGGAACAUAAAUGGAAUUACAGAGGAAAUAGCAAAGAGUGGGAAUGUUGGCACGGCUAUUGUUACAGUGACUCUAGAUUUGCUGCCAGACAAACUUAGUGAAAGCAUUGUGACAUAAAGGAUGAACAAGUGGCACUUGCAUAAGAUUUUACACUAAACAAAUCCUGAAGAUAAUUUCAUGACAUUGAAGGCACCAAGGAUACAGUGUCAGAAGCUGAUCCUUAGGAAUAUAACGGUUCACCAUGGCAUAGAAAAGAUGCAUCCGGCCAGGUACGGUGCCUCAAGCUUCUAAUCCCAGCACUUUGGGAGGCCGAGGUGGGUGGAUCAUUUGAGGUCAGGAGUUCAAGACCAGCCUGGCCAACAUGGUGAAACCCUGUCUCUACUUAAAAUGUAAAAAAUUAGCUGGGCAGUAGUCGCAUGCGCCUGUAGUCCCAGCUACUCAGGAGACUGAGGCAGGAGAAUCGCAAGAGCCUGGGAGGCGGAGGUUGCAGUGAGCCAAGGUCGCAGCACUGCACUCCAGCCUGGCCGACAGAGUGAGACCCUGUCUCAAAAAAAAGAAAAAAAGAAAAGAAAAAGAAAAGAUGCAUCCUUCCUAUGACAAGUUGUGCAAGAAGGUAACAAGCACUGUUCAAACUGCUUGCUCUUCAUUAACGUUUCAUGAAGAAAACACUUUAAUUUUUUGAAUUACAGUGUACUAAAAUAUUUUACUGUUCUUUUCGUUUUCCUAUACAUUUAUGAUUGAUAGAGAAUUUAUAGUGUUUUGAUAAAAAUUUUAAAGGUAACCAAACAGUUGUAAUUUUCACUAUUGAUUGUUACAAUUGCAGGGUUUCAGCCUGUAUGGGCAUUUUUAUGGUCCUAACACUGCAUGCAAAGCAAGGAGUACCUAUACAUAUAU
Gorilla gorilla gorilla (western lowland gorilla) is the source of this 4751-nucleotide messenger RNA. RefSeq names its product interactor of little elongation complex ELL subunit 2 (gene ICE2). Gene Ontology annotation, cellular component: transcription elongation factor complex. The record is from RefSeq and is a predicted model, not a curated record. Gene Ontology annotation, biological process: snRNA transcription by RNA polymerase III; snRNA transcription by RNA polymerase II; positive regulation of transcription by RNA polymerase III. Lineage: Eukaryota; Metazoa; Chordata; Mammalia; Primates; Hominidae. The coding region runs from base 668 to 3172 and encodes 834 amino acids. The transcript has 13 exons.